GAGAGAGAGAGAGAGAGAUUACACGUUGAUGCAUAAAUAAUCCUUUCUGGGUCUUGCUCUUGAAUCUCAGAUAGAGAGUGAAAACUCAUUGCCCAGUUUAGAGAGAGAGAGAGAGAGAGAGAGAGAGAGAGAGAGAGAGAGAGAGAGAGAGAGAGAGAGAGAGAGAGAGUUGUUUGCUUGCCAGAACUUGGACAUACAAGAGAAAGUUCAGUAGAUAGUAUAUGAAAUGGAAGGCGACGAUCUCAUCGCUCCGUUCGUGCUAAAGACAUACUACAUGGUGAGCGAUCCAUCCACCGAUGCCAUUAUUUCAUGGGGCCCUGGCAACAACAGCUUCGUGGUGUUCGAUCCUCUGAAUUUCUCCCAGAAACUCCUCCCCACCUAUUUCAAGCACAACAAUUUCUCCAGCUUCAUCCGUCAGCUCAACACUUAUGGUUUCCGAAAGGUUGAUCCCGACAGGUGGGAAUUCGCCAAUGAGUCAUUCCUCCGCGGCCAAAUCCAGCUUCUGAAGAACAUCACCCGUCGAAAGACUCAUCGUAAUUCUACUCCUUCCAUCCUCCCCAAGCAAGAAGAAGAUGCUGACAUGGAGAAGUCUAUACUAUCAGAACUCGCUCGGUUGAAGAACGAUCAAAGAAACUUGGAAGAGGAAAUGGAAGGUAUCAAUCGGCGUCUACAAGCAACAGAGAAGAAACCACAAAAGAUGAUGGCCUUCUUGGUGAAGGUAGCGGAAGAUCCCGACGUUCUAUCAAGGAUGAUGUUAGAGAAGGAGUCAGUGAGCGAGUUGAGAGAGAAAAAAAGGCGAUUCAAGAUAGCUUCUUCUUCUUCUUCUUCAACAAUGGAUGUAGUUACAGCGACGAAAAUGAAGAGCAAGGAGAAAAAAGAAAGUGUUUUACCACCAAUGGAGAGAGAUCUAAGCCAAAGAGAUGUGGUUAGAGACGGAGACCUCUUUACUCUUGUUACUGCAGCUUCUACAACAACUAGUACUGAUUUCUUUACAACUACAACUACUGCCGAUGCUUCUGCAAGUGCUAGUCGUGCAAUCUCCGCUUCUGAUCCGACUACCAUUGCAACUCAUCUACCGGUAAAAUCCAUUUCGGACUACUACAACAACAAUAACAAUCAAAUGGUUUUCUUGUCGAACUGGGGAAGAUCAGAAUCGAACACACAGGCUUAUCCUUUUUGGGAUGGAUUUUAGCUUCCCCGAUUCCAUCUUUUUAUUUGAUUUGCUACAAUAACGUACGUACAUAAAAAUCCCUUGUU
This is a messenger RNA of Magnolia sinica, 1257 nucleotides long. Its product is annotated as heat stress transcription factor C-1b-like. The coding region runs from base 227 to 1192 and encodes 321 amino acids. Lineage: Eukaryota; Viridiplantae; Streptophyta; Magnoliopsida; Magnoliales; Magnoliaceae. Gene Ontology annotation, cellular component: nucleus. Gene Ontology annotation, biological process: regulation of transcription by RNA polymerase II. The transcript has 2 exons. The record is from RefSeq and is a predicted model, not a curated record. Gene Ontology annotation, molecular function: RNA polymerase II cis-regulatory region sequence-specific DNA binding; DNA-binding transcription factor activity.